GGCGUCUUCCGCAAGGAAUGCCUGUUUGAAGUAGCAUUCGACCGUUGGUUUUCGGAGCAGCAAGUACUGUUUUUCGGCGUCGUGCACGAUUUUGUAGAAUAUUCGAUAAAAAAAGAUCAAAAUGUCGGGCGUGGGAGACGACGAAGUGCCUGGGCCUUCGACGGCACAAGAUGAUAUUGAAUAUUCUUUGUGCAGUGAAGUUUCAAAAUUACGAUUGAAGGAUGCCCUCGUAUAUUACGAGCAAAUUCUCACACAAAAUAAUCUUGUGGCACCAACACCAUCGGAGGUAAUUACUGAAGAGGGAAUGUUACUAGCAGAAGACUUGUUCCAUUAUACAGUACAAACUUUAUAAGAAAAUUAGUUUGUAACGGAUGAAGAACUAAUUAUGCUUGAUGAAUUGGACGAAGAAUACGCUUUUGACGAGCCUGCAUCUGACAACGAAGAUUCUUCUGAAAAUUAUGAGCCAGAGGAGAAAAGGGCGAAAUUGUACACGGACAAUAUUCCGCUGGAUUAUAAAAGGAAAGUUAUCAAUAUAGUUCGAGCACAUCCGACAUGGAGCCUAAAAGUUCUGCAAAAAAACGGGUGCAGCCGCUUAAAGCGCAUGGAGGAAUUGCCAAAAUGGGAAAAACAUGUAAAAAGCGGAGGAAACAUGACAGACAAAUACGCGACCAUCGAUUCGUGGACUUACGAUCGCUUUGAAGAAGCGCGACAGAACAACCAACAAGUUACAACCCGGAACUUGCAGCAGUGGGCUUUAUCGGCUGCGAGUCAAUUUGAAAAUUUUGAUUUCAAAGCUUCCGAUAGGUGGGUUAUGAAAUUUAAACGGAAACAUCGAAUUCGCCAAAGAAAAAUCACGAAGUUUGUAACGGAAAGAGAAACCGCAACGCUGGAUGAAAUCCUGGAAGCUGCAGAAGAUUUUCGUAUCCAGGCUCGUGAUGUUAUACCAAACUUUGGUCCCGAUUUCGUCAUUAAUACAGACCAAACAGGAUGCCAAUACCAGUCGACGUUCGACAGAACUCUGGCGACCAAAGGAUCAAAAGUAGUGCUGGUAAAGCGUACUCUGUCACCCUAUCAGGAAAAUUGUUGCCCCUGGUGUUCGUAUGCCUACAAGAAACAACAGGUUCAUUUGGUCCCAGAGUUCAAAAAUCGAUCGACGAGUAACUAA
Messenger RNA from Venturia canescens, 1165 nucleotides. RefSeq lists its product as uncharacterized. The transcript is spliced from 3 exons. Bases 386 to 1165 code for a protein of 259 amino acids. Lineage: Eukaryota; Metazoa; Arthropoda; Insecta; Hymenoptera; Ichneumonidae. The record is from RefSeq and is a predicted model, not a curated record.